Sporothrix schenckii 1099-18 is the source of this 306-nucleotide messenger RNA. RefSeq lists its product as uncharacterized. NCBI's taxonomy places the organism in Eukaryota, Fungi, Ascomycota, Sordariomycetes, Ophiostomatales, Ophiostomataceae. The record is from RefSeq and is a predicted model, not a curated record. The transcript has a single exon. Bases 1 to 306 code for a protein of 101 amino acids.
AUGCGCAGCGAGCAGCACGAUAUAGGUCAAUAUAUGUCUAAGUCGGCCAAACGCGACAAUAAACAUGGCCAAGAUAAGAUUGUGAAAGAGAGAGUAUUGUGGUGCCGUAUGGAGAAUACAUAUGCCUUGCCAAACGUUCACAGCAGCACCAGCCUUGCAAUUCCUCCACAUACAGGUCAAAAGGUUGGUGCCCCGCUUUUCUGCCAGGUCCCUGUUUUCCCUCACUGGGAGACUGCGCCGGGGACUCUAGUCGAACCCCGGCCGCCUACGCCAAACGGUGACUUCCACCGCAUCUCCAACUGCUAA